Camponotus floridanus (Florida carpenter ant) is the source of this 1317-nucleotide messenger RNA. RefSeq names its product phosphoserine phosphatase (gene aay). The transcript is spliced from 6 exons. Bases 317 to 988 code for a protein of 223 amino acids. Gene Ontology annotation, biological process: L-serine biosynthetic process; dephosphorylation. Lineage: Eukaryota; Metazoa; Arthropoda; Insecta; Hymenoptera; Formicidae. Gene Ontology annotation, molecular function: L-phosphoserine phosphatase activity; magnesium ion binding. Gene Ontology annotation, cellular component: cytoplasm. The record is from RefSeq and is a predicted model, not a curated record.
UGAUUGACAAUUUAACAUGAUUGCAAUAAAAAAACUGGCAGGAAUAGGAGCUUUACACUUCAUUCUAUCUAAAAUGAUAGUAACGAAUAGGAAUAGAAGGGAGCUUGAUUGCAUCGGCAUAAUCACUUGAUCUCUUGCUUUCCGAAUGACGUAAAAGUGAUAAUAGGUUAUUGCUAUUUCGGUAUGACCGACAUUUAUCGGGAUUUCACGAGUCACAGUUGACGCGUACGCGUGAUCAAUCGAAAGUCUGCACGAGACUAUCGUAGUAUGACACGUGACAAUACGUAAUAAAUUAAAUGUUGGUGUGUGCGUGAAUAUGGUGAAUUCAAACAAAAUAAUAAACAUAUGGAAAGCUGCUGACGCUGUGACAUUUGAUGUUGAUUCAACUGUCACUAGAGAAGAAGGCAUUGAUGAACUUGCAAAUUUUUGUGGAAAAGGAGAACAAAUUCGUGAAUUAACAAAACAGGCCAUGCAAGGUGACAUGACUUUCCAGCAAUCCUUGUUAAUGCGAUUGCAGAUCAUAAAUCCAAGUUUAACUCAAGUGAAAGAGUUUUUAGAUAUACAUGAAAUAAAAUUAACUAAUGGUAUCAAAGAACUUGUGUCAGAUUUACAAACUCGUGGAAAAGAUGUGUAUCUAAUUUCAGGUGGUUUCCACUGUCUUAUUUUGCCAGUUGCUAGAAAAUUAAAUAUAAAACCUGAGAAUAUAUAUGCUAAUAAAUUGAAAUUUUAUUUUACAGGUGAGUUUGCUGGAUUCGAUGAAAAUCAGCCAACAUCUAGAAGUGGUGGCAAAGCAGAAGUAAUACAACAUCUUAAAGAAACAAGAGGAUAUAAAACUAUUGUUCAUAUCGGUGAUGGUUCAACAGAUUUAGAAGCGUCACCUCCAGCAGAUGCAUUUAUAGGAUUUGGUGGUAAUGUCAUUCGUGAAAGUGUAAAAUCACGUUCUCAGUGGUUUGUAAUGAACUUUGAUGAUCUUAGAAGAAUCUUAUAAUUAUAAAAAUAGAAUAGUCUGUAUAUAUAUAAACUAUAUAAAAUGAUUGAUGUAGAAAAAAUACACGUAAAAAUAUUGCAUUAGAAUUUUAAAAAUAUGCAUUAUAUGUACAUUUUAGAUAAAAUAUUAGGUCUAUUCGUUUUAGCUGCACUGCUGGACUAGUGCAAUAAGUUAGAAAAAGACAUACAUACUUUCUUUCACUCUAACUAAUUGCACUAGUGCAGCAGUGCAGCUAAAAUGAACAGACCCAUUAAAACAAGAUAACAAAAACUCAUUUUUUGUUACCUUGUUUUAGUAAAGCCAUAUAAUGUUUUUAUAUAAUGUUUUUC